Messenger RNA from Paramecium octaurelia, 371 nucleotides. The record is from the annotation of a GenBank genome assembly. Lineage: Eukaryota; Ciliophora; Oligohymenophorea; Peniculida; Parameciidae.
UUAAUGGGAUAUUUCUCUUUCGCUCAUGUGACCAAAUGGAAAUAGCUAUAUAGACAAUCAAUUAAAAAAACAUUAUAACUUCCUUAAUAUCUUCCUAAUGAAGAACUGGAUAAAAUUUGGAAGUAAUUUGGAUUCAGACCUUCGACAUUGUUGGAACUCACUCUGCAAUAAGCCAACAGAUUCCAAGAGGAACUCAAAAGAACCUAGCAACCUAUUGCUAAAUUAAAACUUUUACAUAACGCUAAUGAUUAUUGGUAAUAAUUGAGAGACCUAAGCUUUGAUUAAGGCCCCAUUAAUAAUGAAAUUUAAAAAAAAGGGGAAAAAAAUUUUUAUUUACAAUUAAAAAUAUAUUUUUUAGUUUUAUGAUGGGA